AUGAUGCUUUCUCGUCGUGCAUGCUACAAGUGUGGCAACAUUGGCCACUACGCUGAGGUUUGCUCGUCCUCUGAGCGUCUUUGCUACAACUGCAAGCAGCCUGGCCACGAGUCCAGCGCCUGCCCUCUCCCCCGUACCACCGAGACUAAGCAGUGCUAUAACUGCCAGGGUCUCGGCCAUGUCCAGGCUGACUGCCCUACCCUGCGCCUGAACGGUGCCAAUGGCCGUUGCUACAACUGUGGCCAACCCGGUCACCUUGCUCGCAACUGUACCAACGCCGCUGCUCCUAACGCUGGUCGCCCUACCGGCCCUCGUGGUGGUGGUUUCCAAGGCGGUUUCCGUGGUGGUUUCCAGGGUGGCUACCCUCGCGCUGCUACCUGCUACAAGUGUGGUGGUCCUAACCACUUCGCCCGUGACUGCCAGGCUCAGGCUAUGAAGUGCUACGCCUGCGGUAAGCUCGGUCACAUCUCUCGUGACUGCACCGCCCCCAACGGUGGCCCUCUCAGCCAGGCCGGUAAGGUCUGCUACAAGUGCGCUCAGGCUGGUCACAUCUCCCGUGACUGCCCUACCAACAACGCUGAUGCUCCUGCUGCGGCUGUCACCACUGCCCCCACUACUGAGGCUGUCGCUGUUACCCCCGCUGUGGAUGCCGCUGCUCCUGUCGUCGCUGCUGUUGCUGCUGCUGAGGCCAGUACUGAGGCUGCCCCCGUUGCCGCUGCGGCUCCUACUCCCGCCGUCGUAUAA
Messenger RNA from Penicillium angulare, 744 nucleotides. It is a transcript of the gene gisB, whose product is annotated as putative zinc knuckle nucleic acid binding protein. Gene Ontology annotation, biological process: positive regulation of cytoplasmic translation. The transcript is spliced from 6 exons. Lineage: Eukaryota; Fungi; Ascomycota; Eurotiomycetes; Eurotiales; Aspergillaceae. Bases 1 to 744 code for a protein of 247 amino acids. Gene Ontology annotation, cellular component: cytoplasm. Gene Ontology annotation, molecular function: zinc ion binding; single-stranded RNA binding; mRNA binding. The record is from RefSeq and is a predicted model, not a curated record.